GUGAAAUCUUCAGUGUGAUCCGACGGAGCCGAAGUACAGAAACCAUACUUGCAGGUACAUGUGACAGCGCUGCAGCUAUGAGUGGAAUUUUAAGGGGGAAGUGUGAAGAAAUUGACAGCUCCUCACUCUGUUCCUCUGUGCAGGAGUCAGAUGAUGAAGUUUUUAGCUGUGACAGUGCUGACAGUGGGGACAGCGUCAAUUCAUCCACUUCUAAUCAUCUCACUGGAAAAAAUAAGGAGAUAUCAACAGACUGAAAAAAUGUUUCCAGGGGCAUAGAAUCUUCAGGAAGAUACUGGAGUUCAUGAGAUCUCAAGGUACAUGUGACAGCGCUGCAGCUAUGAGUGGAAUUUUAAAGAGGAAGUUUGAAGAAGUUGACGGCUCCUCGCCCUGCUCCUCCGUGCGGGAGUCAGAUGAUGAAGUUUCCAGCAGCGAAAGUGCUGACAGUGGGGACAGCGUCAAUCCGUCCACCUCUAACCAUUUCCCCCCUUCCUCCAUUCUCAAAAGGGAGAAGCGGCUGAGGACAAAGAAUGUGCAUUUCAGUUGUGUCACCGUGUACUACUUCGCCAGGAGGCAAGGCUUCACGAGCGUGCCCAGCCAAGGGGGCAGCACCCUGGGCAUGUCCAGCCGCCACAACAGCGUGCGCCAGUACACUCUUGGCGAAUUUGCCAGAGAACAGGAAAGGCUCCACCGGGAGAUGUUACGAGAACACCUCAGGGAGGAAAAACUGAACUCUUUAAAACUAAAGAUGACCAAGAAUGGCACAGUGGAAUCUGAAGAAGCUGGCACUCUUACAGUGGAUGACAUUUCUGAUGAUGAUAUUGAUUUAGACAACACAGAGGUAGAUGAGUACUUCUUCCUACAACCCCUGCCAACGAAAAAACGGAGGGCACUGCUGCGGGCCUCUGGAGUGAAAAAGAUUGAUGUGGAAGAAAAGCACGAGCUGCGAGCCAUCCGCCUAUCGCGAGAGGACUGCGGCUGUGACUGCCGCGUGUUCUGUGAUCCAGAAACAUGCACCUGCAGCCUAGCAGGCAUCAAGUGUCAGGUGGAUCGAAUGUCUUUCCCAUGUGGCUGCACUAAAGAAGGAUGUAGUAACACAGCAGGUAGAAUUGAAUUUAAUCCCAUCCGUGUCCGGACUCACUUUUUGCACACAAUAAUGAAACUUGAACUGGAGAAAAACCGAGAGCAGCAAAUCCCCACGCUGAACGGCUGCCAUGGUGAGAUAAGUGCUCACAGUAGUUCCAUGGGCCCCGUUGCUCACUCUGUAGAAUAUUCUAUCACAGACAAUUUUGAGAUUGAAACUGACCCCCAGGCUGCAGUGCUGCACCUGCAAUCUGCUGAGGAAUUAGAUUGCCAAGGAGAGGAGGAGGAGGAAGAGGAGGAGGAUGGGAGUAGCUUCUGCAGCGGAGUCACCGAUUCCAGCACACAGAGCUUGGCACCUAGUGAGUCAGAUGAGGAGGAAGAGGAGGAAGAGGAGGAAGAGGAAGAGGAGGAGGACGACGAUGAGAAAGGGGACAGUUUUGUGGAAGGCUUGGGCACCCAUGCCGAAGUUGUCCCUCUUCCUUCUGUCCUUUGUUAUUCUGAUGGCACCGCCGUUCACGAAAGCCACACAAAAAAUGCUUCUUUCUAUGCCAACUCUUCAACUCUGUAUUACCAAAUAGAUAGCCACAUUCCAGGAACUCCAAGCCAGAUCUCUGAGAAUUAUGCUGAAAGAGAGACUGUCAAAAAUGGUACCCUCUCGCUGGUGCCUUACACCAUGACCCCGGAGCAAUUUGUUGACUAUGCCAGACAAGCAGAGGAGGCCUAUGGCACCUCCCAUUACCCAGCUGCCAACCCCUCUGUCAUCGUUUGCUGCUCCUCUUCAGAAACUGACAGUGGUGUGCCCUGCAAUAGCUUGUAUCCCGAACACAGGUCCAAUCAUCCUCAAAUGGAAUUUCACUCAUACUUGAAAGGCCCCUCCCAGGAGGGGUUUGUCUCUACAUUGCAUGGUGACAGUCACAUUUCAGAGCAUUCUGCUGAAAAUUCUUUGAGCCUUGCAGAAAAGAGCAGAUUGCACGAAGAGUGCAUCAAAUCGCCCGUGGUCGAGACUGUCCCUGUCUAGUAGCUUAAGUUAUUCUAGGACCAACUCUUCUAUUUAAAGCACUGUAUUUAAUUGGAUUUCCUGGGCUCAUGGUUGUUUAAACUGAGGACCAAGAAAACUUGGACUGUGAUGAAUCUUCCAGACUGUAUUUUGUUUUCUCCUUUCUAGCUACAUGUCUGUGGCAUUGCACAAAUACAGUCUCUAUGAGGAUUUUAAAAGAUUUCAGACUGUUUUGAUAGAAAAUGCUAAUUUUAAAAAAGCAUAUCUCACAAUUGCCUACCUGUCAAACUGUGUGAAACCUGCCAAGUUGUGUAGAUCAGAACUCCAAGUUUUGGAUUAUCGGGCCUGUGCAAAAUUGUUAACUAAGACUGGGAAAUCAUAAGAUUUAGAGUCCUACUUUUCGAUAU
Pteronotus mesoamericanus is the source of this 2484-nucleotide messenger RNA. RefSeq names its product cysteine and serine rich nuclear protein 3 (gene CSRNP3). Gene Ontology annotation, biological process: regulation of transcription by RNA polymerase II. The coding region runs from base 302 to 2098 and encodes 598 amino acids. NCBI's taxonomy places the organism in Eukaryota, Metazoa, Chordata, Mammalia, Chiroptera, Mormoopidae. The transcript is spliced from 7 exons. Gene Ontology annotation, cellular component: nucleus. Gene Ontology annotation, molecular function: DNA-binding transcription factor activity, RNA polymerase II-specific; sequence-specific DNA binding. The record is from RefSeq and is a predicted model, not a curated record.